CCCCUUCCCCUGUUUCCUGAUUUGGAUCAUGAAGUCUCCAAAUAGGAGCCGGAGUCGGAAAUCCUCUCAUGGUUUUCCGAAUCGAAUUAGGAAUAGGAAUAGGGAUCCGAGUAGGGGCAGGAAAUCUUCACAUUGUUCUCUUCUAUUUUUAGCGCUCUCCUCCUCCUCUUCCUCCCCCUUCGGAUCCAAAGGUGUUUCUUUUCGUUUGUGUUCCUUCGAGGUUGUUGCUCGGAUGGGAAGUCUUCAGGCAGCGGAGAUGAAUGAGGAUGAGUACACGAAGCUCAUCCGGAUGAUGAACUCCGCAAGGGUUGUCAUCGACAAUGAUGCCUGUGAGGAUAGUACAGUAGUUCAGGUGGACUGUGUCAAGGAACAUAUGCUACUCCUGCAACUUGUUCAAGUCCUUAGCGAUCUGAAUCUUGUCAUCAAGAAGGCCUACAUAACUUCUGAUGGAAACUGGUUCAUGGAUGUCUUCAAGGUUACCGAUCGUGAGGGGAAGAAGCUCAGAGACCAGAAGAUCCUCGACUAUCUAAAGACAUCCCUGGAAUCGACUGCAUGCUCCUUGACAUCAUUCCGGAGUACAGUUGGCAUCCUUCCUUCCAAGGAUUACACCUUGCUGGAGCUAACAGGCACCGACAGACCUGGUCUACUCUCAGAAGUAUGUGCUGUUCUCAACGACCUCAACUGCAAUGUGGUCAAAGCUGAAGUCUGGACUCACAACACUCGAACUGCUGCUGUCGUCCAAGUCACGGACAAGUCCACCCAUGGCGCCAUCGACGACCCAAAUCACCUCUCCAAAAUCAAGGCGCUUCUGUUCAAUGUUCUCAAAGGGGACAGCGAUUCGAGUACUGCAAAGAUGACUGUCUCAGUUGGGCUCACCCACGCAGAGCGAAGGCUACAUCAGCUGAUGUUAGAUGACCGGGAUUACGAGCAUUCUGUGGUGGCAGAAAAGCUCAAGAAGAAGUCAAGCACUCAAGUUACUGUAUUGAAUUGCUCCGAUAGAGAUUACACAGUGGUCACCGUGCGGUCUAAGGAUCGGCCGAAGCUUCUUUUCGAUACUCUUUGUGCUCUCACUGACAUGCAGUAUUCAGUGUAUCACGGCACAGUUGAUGCAGGAAAUAGUGAAGCCUAUCAGGAACACUACAUCAGGCCCAGCGACGGCCAUCCGGUGAGCUCAGAAGCUGAACGACGGCGAAUCAUACAGCAUCUCGAGGCAGCUAUCGAGAGAAGAGCAUAUGAGGGACUAGAACUGGAGUUGCAUGCUGAGGACAGGAUCGGUCUUCUCUCUGAUAUCACUCGCAUAAUUCGAGAAUGUGGCUUAUCCAUCAGAAGGGCUGAGAUCACAACAGAGGGUGGCAAAGCAAUGGACACUUUCUACGUGUCAGAGAUGUCAGGCAAUCUCAUUGAUGCCAAGGCCGUGGAUUCACUUAGAAGAAUGAUCGGGCAUGCAGCUCUCAAAGUGAAGCAGAGUCCUGCUCUAUCCCCUAAACCUCCUGAGAAGGCCAAUGCCACUACGUUUCUCGAUGGUCUCCUUAAAGCAUGGUGGUUUCAGGGAUUCGUCACUUCCUACUUCCUAAACUUCAGAUAGAGCUGUAGUCCUGUAAAUUCUUGUAGUCUAUGUGAAGAGAAGGAACUGUCAUCCAACCUAGUGCAGAUAUACUGAUGAUGGUUUUGAGCUCUUGUAAUCAGGCACUUGUAGAUGGUUGUACAGAAUGUGUGCAUGCUAUAAUCCAUGGAAACAGCAUCGUGUAAUCUGCACACAAAAUCUAGUUGUGUACUAGAUGAA
This is a messenger RNA of Musa acuminata subsp. malaccensis (wild Malaysian banana), 1783 nucleotides long. Its product is annotated as ACT domain-containing protein ACR6-like. The record is from RefSeq and is a predicted model, not a curated record. NCBI's taxonomy places the organism in Eukaryota, Viridiplantae, Streptophyta, Magnoliopsida, Zingiberales, Musaceae.